AUGGACGUAGAAGCAAAGAAGCGAGGUUCCGGUAACCGGAAGCGGAGGAACAUAUGCAUAGGCCUUGGAGUCACUCUAAUCUUGCUUAUAGUAUUAAUGGUGAUCUUAGCAUUCACUGUUUUCAAAGCCAAAGACCCCGUAAUCACCGUCGAUGCCGUCGCGCUUGAUGACCUCAAAGUGCGGCUUGACAUGGCCAGAGUGACGGUGAAUCUCAACUUGACCGUCUCUGUCAAUCUCACCGUCGAAAAUCCGAACAAAGUGGGCAUGAAGUACAAGGACAGCGCGGCGUUGUUGAUUUACAGAGGAGAGGAAGUGGGAGAAGUUCCGAUUCCGGCCGGGAAAGUAUCGGCCGAUGAAACAGUUCAUAUGGUUGUAUUUCUCACCGUGAUGACCGACCGGUUUGCGUCAAAUCCUCAAAUUUUUUCCGACAUGGUAGCGGGUUCGUUGCCUCUUAGCACUAACACCAAAAUAUCUGGGAAAGUUUCAAUCUUUAAAAUGUUUAAGGGAAUGGCUGUGGUGGUUCAAUCAGAAUUCGUGUUUGAGAUUACGCAAAUAUUAUUUUAUGCUGCUGCUGCUGCUGCUGCAAAGUUUGACACUCAAUUGAAAUCUAUUUCUUCCAAAAACCAGUACGUUUCCAUUUAUGAUAGUGAUAUUAAUGAUGGAAUCUUCUUCAAAGUAAAGCUGUUUGUCGGCAUUAUUAAUUCACACUCUUUCUGA
Pistacia vera is the source of this 717-nucleotide messenger RNA. RefSeq lists its product as uncharacterized. Lineage: Eukaryota; Viridiplantae; Streptophyta; Magnoliopsida; Sapindales; Anacardiaceae. The transcript is spliced from 2 exons. The coding region runs from base 1 to 717 and encodes 238 amino acids. The record is from RefSeq and is a predicted model, not a curated record.